UGACAUUCACCAUCCAAUCACAAAUCACAAGCUGACUCUGAGCGGCUGGAUUUACCUGCCACACCUGUGUGACAUCAGCAACUACCAAUCAGAGGCGUUUACACACACACACACACACACACACACACACACAAACAGAGUGGACAGAAAAUGAAAGAGCAGGAAGAACCACUGAUUCCUAAAGACAGAACUUGUUGACGUCUUCCAUUUUGUUGGAUUUGACCUCCAGUGAAUCGGACUGGACACUCGUGCUUCUGAUCGUCCAGCCUUUCACUCUUUCACUCAGCACCGUCAAGAGAACAAAGCAUGAAUGAAAGACAGGGGGUCAUAUCCACAGGACAGGAGGAAACGGUGGAGAGUAAGACAAGUCGGGAGAGCAGGACGGCGAGCGAGAGAGAGCUGGACAGACAGGAGAGAGGGAGGGACGAUGAAGAUGGAACACUGGCUGAUGAUGAAGAUGAUGGACAUCGGAUGAGUUCUGUGUUCACUCCUCUGGUGAAGGUCGUGAGGAAAUCGUCUGACAAACAGAUGGAGAGUGACGUCAGAGCCGAUGACGUCAGCAUGUGCUGGGAAAACACAAAGAAUGAACAUGAUCAGAGCUGUUGUGUGUUUUGUGGUGAGAUGAUGCUCUCGGUUGUGUUUCUUCUCUCGGGGUUGGUGAUGUUUCCUCUCCUUGUGUGGGGGGGUCAUGACCUCUUGCCGAUAGAUGUCCCUAUGGUCAGGAGUGCCCCCUACAGGCUGGUGUACACACUGCGCUGUACGCUCUUCGCCACCUUCCCCCUCAUACUAGGUGUGUGUGUACAUGGCGUGUCCUGUAUGAAGUUCAGUUCUCUGAAGCCUCUGUUUGAGGGGAAGCGUGCGAGUCGUCACACAGUCGUCCACAUGACCUACGUCCAGGACUCUCUCCGUCUCUUCCUGCUCUUCUUCCUGCAGCUUGCAGUGACCUCCACAUACGUCCACCAGGACCACCUCAAACUCGUCCCACUGCUCACCAUCGUCUUCGUCUUCGGCAGGUUGAUCUACUGGCCGAGUGUGUGUUGGGGCAGCAGUGUGCGUGUGUUGGGCUUCUCCCUCUCCUUUCUGCCCAUUCUCACUCUGAUGGGAGUUAAUUUCUACUUCGUCUGCUCCUCAACAGGUGAGGGUGCGGUGUUUGAUGUAGCUCCGCCCACUACACCCCCACCUCCUAAAGCAAGGUGGUGGGGUUGAACAGUGGACAUGCUAACAAAUACAUCCUCUGACUCAACACUCAUGUGCAGUGCAUUAUGGGUAACACACACGUCUUGCUGGAACAUUGUCAUCUUGUGCCAUGCACUGAAAUGUGACAUCCUUAAUAUUUCAUUUCCUGUUCUGUUCCUCACUUCCUGUUCCUCUUGAAGAGACUCAGUGCUGAUGUUUUGUUUUGAGAGUAACUGAUUCAUGUUUUUCUGAGUGAUAUAAAGCUGAAUGUAAACGCAUUAAUGAUGGAGAUUUCUGUCUGAUUCUUUCCUUUUAUUCCAACUGUCUGUUCGGAAGAAGACUUUAUUUGUGUCACAUUACAGCAGAGUGAAUCUCUUUCUUCA
Hemibagrus wyckioides is the source of this 1559-nucleotide messenger RNA. It is a transcript of the gene tmem79a, whose product is annotated as transmembrane protein 79a. The record is from RefSeq and is a predicted model, not a curated record. Lineage: Eukaryota; Metazoa; Chordata; Actinopteri; Siluriformes; Bagridae. Gene Ontology annotation, cellular component: trans-Golgi network membrane; lysosomal membrane. The transcript is spliced from 5 exons. Bases 307 to 1206 code for a protein of 299 amino acids. Gene Ontology annotation, biological process: regulated exocytosis.